AUAUGAUCCAUAGCUAGAUUCCGAAUUGAAUAAAUUUAAAAAAUUAGAUGGCUUCACUGAUUAAAUUAAAAUUUAGAAUGAAAUUGUAAACUCUAAAACAAUUCGGAAUUAUAUAUAUAUGGUGUCCAAGCGAUGGUCGAUGAACCAAUGGAAACACUGCUGCGUCAUGAGCCCAAACAACUCCGACCAGUCAACGGCAUAUAAACCCGGAGUUAGCUCAGCCGCCUUCUUCCGCGAGGCUGAGCCACCGGAGCGCUCUCCUCCCGUGUGUCAUCCGAGACCUCAAUGGACUCCGCUGUCGUCGUCGCCGACGAGCGGGCUCCGCUCCUCCCCACCUACGCCGCCGCCGCCGCCGCCGCCGACGACGACGAGAUCCGGCCCUGGCAGUCCGACCACCAUUCGCCGCCGCCGCGGGCCGAUGACGCUGCGCCGAAUCCCCCAAAAAUCCCCGAACCGAGCCAACGCGUGGCGUCUCUCGACGUGUUCCGUGGCCUCACCGUCGCGCUGAUGAUUCUCGUGGAUGAUGCUGGAGGGGCGUUCCCGUCGAUAAAUCAUGCGCCUUGGUUCGGGGUUACUCUCGCGGACUUCGUGAUGCCCUUCUUCCUCUUCAUCGUCGGGGUAUCGGUGGCGCUGGUCUUUAAGAAAACUUCAAACAAGGUGACAGCUACAAAAAAGGCUGUCAUAAGGGCAUUGAAGCUUUUUCUUUUGGGGUUGCUGCUGCAAGGUGGAUACUUUCAUGGUCGUCAUCAUUUGACUUAUGGGGUUGACAUAGAUCAUAUACGAUGGCUAGGAAUAUUACAGAGGAUAUCCAUUGGAUACUUUUUAGCAGCAAUGUCAGAGAUCUGGCUCAUUAGCAAUAUGUUGGUGGGUUCUCCAGUAUCUUACGUGAAGAAAUACUAUUUCGAAUGGAUUGUUGCCAUCAUACUUGCUGUGGUCUAUGUUGGUUUGCUUUUCGGUCUGUAUGUGGCCAACUGGGAGUUUGCAGUUCCAAGCAGUAAUUCCACUUUACUAAGUCCAACUUAUGGAGUUCAAAUUGAAAAUGUGCAUUGUGGAGUGAGGGGUAGUCUUGGUCCUCCUUGCAAUGCUGUGGGCUUGAUAGAUCGACUUCUUCUUGGUGAAAAACACUUGUAUCAGAAUCCAGUCUAUAAAAGGACAAAGGAGUGCAGUGUUAAUUCUCCUGAUUAUGGGCCGCUUCCACCAAAUUCACCUGGAUGGUGCCUUGCUCCAUUUGACCCUGAGGGUUUAUUAAGUUCACUGAUGGCCGCUGUGACAUGUUUUGCUGGAUUACAUUUUGGGCACAUAAUCGUGCAUUUUAAGGGUCAUGCUCAGAGAAUGUUGUUCUGGUCCAUGACUUCUUUGGUCCUUCUGCUCUGUGGAUUUAUGGUGGAGUUAGUAGGUAUGCCUUUUAGCAAGCCAUUAUACACAUUGAGCUACAUGUUUCUUACUACAGGAGUGUCUGGCUUUCUACUAACUCUGAUAUACUACAUGAUUGAUGUCAAGCAGUUUAGAAGGCCAUUUCUGUUACUUCAGUGGAUGGGCAUGAAUGCCUUAAUUGUUUAUGUUAUGGCUGCUUCUGAGCUGUUUCCAGCAGCUAUACAAGGAUUCUAUUGGCGCUCGCCUGAAAACAACCUGGUGGAUUUGACCGAAUCAUUGUUUCAAACUAUAUGCCAUUCCAAAAGGUGGGGCACUCUGGCGUUUGUGCUUUUGGAGAUUCUUUUCUGGUGUCUCGUUGCUGGCUUCUUACAUAUGAAAGGCAAUUAUGUAAAAAUGUAGCUUAUAAGGAUCAUGGAUAUAUUGCACAAGCUCAUCUGUAAUUAGCAUUCAUCUAGUUCGUAAGCCCCAAAUGAUGUUUGCUGAAACAUUGAUGUCAGAUUGGAAGCCUUCAACUGACCUUUUGGUUCAGCAUAUGUCAAUUGAAAUGCAUCUUGUGAUUGUUUUUACAAAGUUUUGCACUCUACAUUCUUGUAGGUAUCCAUGGCAUCUUAAUGUAUCCAUGCAUCUUAGCAACUUAUCAGCGGAUUUUACUGCAUCACCGA
Messenger RNA from Elaeis guineensis (African oil palm), 2036 nucleotides. The record is from RefSeq and is a predicted model, not a curated record. Lineage: Eukaryota; Viridiplantae; Streptophyta; Magnoliopsida; Arecales; Arecaceae.